AUGGAUGAGCAUGUAGUGGUCUCCUCCAUGGUUUGUCCCAGAUAUUUCCGAAUCCCUUGCGUGUUUGAAAUACGCAGCACAAAUACACAUCCAUAUGACCAUAUCAUAAAACUAAUUCGACGACUUGGUGUCCACUCAAACUAUCAAUGGUUCAAGGAGAGGAUCAGUAGUAAUACAAUGACUUCUUCAGUCCUUCCUACCAAUUUAUUGGAUUUCCGUGACGGCGGUGCUUUCCCGGAGAUUCAUAAACCUCAGUACCCUCUUGGCAUGGGCAAGGAGGGCACCAAGUCCUCAAAGCUCCAAUCCAAAUCUCUUCCGGUUUCUUUUGAUGCAUAUGGAAACAUAGCCUAUGAUGUCAUUGUUAAGCAAAACGAAAAUGCCAAAAGAACUGUGUUCUCAAAGCAUAAAGACCUUGUGCCUCUAAUUUUGACAGACAAUGAAGAGGAGGAGAACAUGUAUAGUGACGAGGAGAUGCAGAAGGAGAAUGAAAAAACCACAAUAGAAACAAAAGCUGCUCUUGAGAAGAUUGUUAAUGUGAGACUGAGUGCUGCAAGGCCAAAAAGCCAACCGAAACAGACCCAAGACUCGAAACUGAUCAAGUACAGACCAUCACAGACGUCGGUGGCAUUCAACUCUGGUGCUAAGGAGAGGAUGAUAAGGAUGGUGGAGAAGCCUGUGGAUCCACUUGAACCUCCCAAGUUUCGGCACAAGCGUGUUCCGUGGGCUCCUGAAGAGCCGCCUGUCCCGGUGCUACAUUCUCCUCCUAGGCCGGUGAGUGCGGCUGAUAAGAAGGACUGGAGUAUUCCGCCUUGUAUUUCACAGUUCAAGAACCCGAAAGGGUAUACAAUCCCAUUGGACAAACGCGAAGGGGUUGAUGGGAGACGCCUUCAAGAUGUUCAGAUCAGUGAGAACUUUGCACAUCUUCAUGACUCUUUGCAUGUAGCACUAGUGAAAUGUAAGGAGGAACUUGAUCUAAGAGAGAGAGUUCAGAUGGAGAGGAUGGAGAAGGAGCAGGAAAGGAGAAACCAGGAGCUGAGAGAUAUAGCUCAGAGAGCUCGUGCAGAGAGAACAGCUAUUGCUGCUGCUACUCCAGAGCCUAAUGGUGAGAAGACGGCAAUGGAUACUGAUGAAACAAAAGAAGAGAGAUUGAAGCGGGAUGAGAUUCGUCGAGAGAGGGAAAGGGAGAGAACGUUGACAAAGAAUAAGAGAACAACAGUCACAAGAGAUGGCGAUCGUGAUAUCUGUGAGAAAAUUGCUCUUGGCAUGGCUUCUACUGGAGUUGGAGGGGAAAGAGGGGAAGAGGUUAUGUAUGACCAAAGGUUGUUUAGCCAGCAGAAAGGAAUGCACUCUGGGUUUGGCAAUGAUGACCAGUACAAUGUCUACGAGAAGCGCUUGUUUACUGCUCAGUCUACACUCUCGAGCCUGUACAGGCCUAAGAAGGAUGUAGAUGCUGAUACCUAUGGAGGUGCUGAUGAGCAGUUGGAUAAGAUCAUGAAGACUGAUCGCUUCAAACCUCACAAUGGAUUUGGAGGAACUACUGAAAGGGCAGGUCCGAGAGAUAGACCGGUUGAGUUUGAUCAGGAUGUUAAAGAAGCUGAUCCCUUUGGUCUUGACGAGAUAAUGGCAAAGAUGAACAAGGCAAGGUGAGGAGGCUGAGGCACAACUCAGUCCUCAUCAGCUUGUUUGGAAGUCAACAGGUACUUAUAUUUGCCCUUGAUGUUUCUCCUUUAUUGCUUAUUAGAGAGUAAAAGUGAAAAUUGUAGUCUUUUUUCAUUAUUUUUGCUACAGUAAUAUUCAAUUUUCCAGACUAUUAAUGAAAAAAAAUUGCUAUAUUACCUAAUUGAAUUACUAAAUGAUGUUACUAAAGAACCAAAUAAUCGAAGUUCUCAUGUCAAUACCUUGGCAAUGUAGUAAGUUAAUGGAACCAGAGUCGUUGGCAAACAUAAGAUUGUUGUCGAAUCAAUAUGGACUUCCACAAAGCAAGAAUACUUUAUUUAUCGUGGUUCCAGCUUGAUAACCAAUCAAUGUUAAAACAAUGUUUACACAAGAUGUGAGCAUCAGAAAUAUGGAACAAGCAACAUACUUUUACAAGAACAGUACUCAUUCCCUGUGGUUGUUUGCGUAUUUAUAUGGAGAAGAAUGUGUAGCUCGCUAUAUAUAUAAAGUUAAACAGUUCAUUUUCCCAACACACAAACAAA
Molecule: messenger RNA, 2198 nt
Organism: Rosa chinensis
Lineage: Eukaryota; Viridiplantae; Streptophyta; Magnoliopsida; Rosales; Rosaceae
Product: SNW/SKI-interacting protein
Exons: 2
Coding region: 1-1647 (548 amino acids)
Biological process (GO): mRNA splicing, via spliceosome
Cellular component (GO): spliceosomal complex
Source: RefSeq, a predicted model, not a curated record